Molecule: messenger RNA, 828 nt
Organism: Coprinopsis cinerea okayama7#130
Lineage: Eukaryota; Fungi; Basidiomycota; Agaricomycetes; Agaricales; Psathyrellaceae
Exons: 4
Coding region: 1-828 (275 amino acids)
Source: RefSeq, a predicted model, not a curated record
AUGGAGGGACGGGUGCGAGAAGGAGUCGGUAGGGCGAGUGCCAGCAAGAACCCAUCGGUAGAAGCGAGAAGGUACGACGGACGAGGAGGGGAGACGAGCGAUGACCCUCCGUUAGCACACGAUACCCCGCACAAGGGACCAUACAAACGCACCAAUCUCGUCGAACGGGUUCUACACGUCGCAACCCAACACCAGUACCACCACCAACCACAGCGGAUGGACCACCACAACCAAUCCACAACACAACACACACCACCACCGAAUUCACAAAACAAAAACCGAGUAAAUCCCAAAAGAGUGGUCGGGGGCAUGGUUCAGGGAGUAGGGAGGGGUAGGUGUCAGGGAGGUACCGCGACCGUUGGGGGAGGUUUGGGCAAGUUCCAUACAGGUGUCGUGGUAGAGGUGUGGUAUAAGCAGUUCCGGGGUACCGCGUUUCAACGCCAUAUCGUCCCAAAGAAGAAGACGACGUUUGUUCAAGUCACCAGUCCAACGUCCAAGUUCACCGUCCAACCGCAAAAGCACCAAAAAUCCAAACACCAUGGCACGUAUUCAAUAGACGAGACGAGGCGUACCGAAAAACAAGAACAACAAAGGAACACCAAGAAACAACCCAACGAGAGGACAGCGACGACGAGGGACGAAAGGUUCCCGCCGGUCGUCGGUUCGGACGGGACUUUCGGAACGCGUGGGGUAAUGCGGCAGGUUGCUCCCACGAUCGCGCCCCAUGUGUUUCCUGCGCAGACGUCGAGAGAUUAUCUUAUCUCUGGGGGAGGAUCUUAUCUUUCGAGCGCUUCGCGGUUCAUCAUGAACUUGAAGGCCAAGCACUGA